Molecule: messenger RNA, 615 nt
Organism: Triticum turgidum subsp. durum (durum wheat)
Lineage: Eukaryota; Viridiplantae; Streptophyta; Magnoliopsida; Poales; Poaceae
Source: the annotation of a GenBank genome assembly
AUGGGGUCCGGAUCUUUCCUCAAGGUGCUCGUCAGCAACCUCGACGUCCUCGCCGGGCCCAUAGUUUCACUCGCUUAUCCUCUGUAUGCGUCUGUUCGAGCAAUAGAAACAAAAUCUCCUAUAGAUGAUCAGCAAUGGCUCACUUACUGGGUGCUGUACUCGUUUAUCACUCUGUUUGAGCUCACUUUUGCUGCAGUAAUUGAAUGGCUCCCUUUCUGGUCUUAUGGAAAGCUGUUUUUCAAUUGCUGGUUGGUCUUGCCCUACUUCAACGGUGCUGCGCAUGUUUAUGAGCAUUUUGUGCGGCCAAUGAUUGUGAACCAGCAAGUUGUAAACAUCUGGUAUCUUCCAAAAAAGGAAGGUUCAGAUAAACCUGACGAUUACUCGUUUGCGAAUAUGGUGGCAAGUGGCCAGCAGUUCUUUGUGCAAAAAGUGACCAUUGGUAGGUUAAUGUUUUAUAGGCUUGUCAUGGGUUUAGAAUGUGGUCCACUCGACCUAUUUAAGACUACAAACGCGAGGCGCUCAAUUUUGGAGGAGGUAGAGGUGGAAAGGAGAGCCAGGGCUGAACGAGAACUGGAAGCGAGGGAUGUGAAUCCAUUCUUCCACCCGAAUUACUGA